Molecule: messenger RNA, 600 nt
Organism: Cicer arietinum (chickpea)
Lineage: Eukaryota; Viridiplantae; Streptophyta; Magnoliopsida; Fabales; Fabaceae
Source: RefSeq, a predicted model, not a curated record
CAUGGGCCAAAUUUUAUUGUUUUUUUAUUUCUAUUCUUUUUAAGAAUAUUUUAACUCAUCUUCCAUUCUUCUUGACUCUUUGCAUCAACACCAAGAGUCUCCGACCACAAUCCAUAAUUCAUUCCAAAAUGGUUUGCUUGUUUUGCUUAUUGCCCCUUUUCCUCGUUCCGAUCGUCAACAUAUUGCCUAUCCUCUUCUAUUAUGUCAAGGGAAAAGUAUAUGGGCUUUUCGGCUGGGAAUACAAGAAACCAGAGAGGGUCCCUCCAGCAUGUCCUUACAAGCCUGCAGCCAAAAGGGACAGUGAACAGGUCGAAGUAGAAGCUGUACGGGCUCCAGUAGAACCUGUUAAAGCUGGAGAUGUAGAUGUUAAGCAGGACUAACAUGGAGUAGCCAUAAAGGUUAAGAAUAGGUAAAAAGCAUGAUCCCGUUAAAUGGUUUAUGUAUAUAGCUUUUAUUACCUCUUUGUUAUUAUUAUAAAAAUAUAAUGCAUGGGCUGAGAUAGUUUGUAAGUUGGCAACUUAACAUAAAGAUAAUAGUCCAAAGUUUUCUGGCUAGAAAAUAAAAGAUUAUUCUAUUCUCGUAUAAAGUCAAUUAUAAGUA